This is a messenger RNA of Acaulospora morrowiae, 980 nucleotides long. NCBI's taxonomy places the organism in Eukaryota, Fungi, Glomeromycota, Glomeromycetes, Diversisporales, Acaulosporaceae. The record is from the annotation of a GenBank genome assembly.
CGCCACAUCUAUUCAAAUAUCGCAUGGCUACCAAAGCUGCAUAUAAAAGAUUGACCAAGGAAUAUGCAGCUCUGCAAAAGAACCCACCACCAUAUUUGAUGGCCAAGCCUCUGGAAAAUAAUAUUCUAGAGUGGCAUUACGUCCUUCGCGGACCACCAGAUACACCUUAUCAUAAUGGAGAAUAUCAUGGUGUUCUGAUAUUUCCCGCUGAGUAUCCUUUUAAGCCUCCAUCUAUUCGCAUGACAACUCCUUCGGGACGAUUCCAACCAGAUACUAGGUUGUGUUUGUCCAUGUCGGAUUUUCAUCCGAGCACCUGGAACCCUAGUUGGAGUGUCGCCACAAUUUUGACCGGAUUAUUGAGUUUCAUGACAAGUAAUGAAGCUACCACGGGGAGCAUUAAGACAACAGAUUCUGAUAAAAGGAUAUAUGCUGCGCGAUCGCAUCAAUUCAACCUGAAUGAUCCAAAAUUUAAGGCGUUUGGAUUUAUUUCAGAAAUUUUUACGGAGCUUUGUACUCCAGAAGCAGUGCCCGUUGAAAUUCUUUAUCCCAUCAACAAGCCAUCAUCCAGUAGUACACCUGUAACAGCUUCCACUGGAGGCACACAACCGGUUAAUCUCGAUUCUCAAGCUCCGCAACGAAAUGACGCUGGCGCGGCUAACCCGCAACCGGCCGCGAGAAACGUGCUUAUGCAACGUAGACCCCCAAAUCGUGUCGAUAACCACGUGAUUCGGGGCAUUGCCACACAUGCGGAACGUGCCAAUAACAGUACAGUUAGAAAUAGUGCCAACACCACUAUUCCACAGAUCAACAACACUAACAACAAUAAUAAUAACGUGGUUGUUCAACGACGACUUUUAGACCAAUGGCGGAAAUGGAUAAUAUUGUCGUUGGUGUGCCUCUAUCUUGUGAUAACAAAAUUACUUGCGCGAAGUUCUGAAGCUGUUUCAGGUAGUCCUGAUAGUGGGGCACCUCGGAUGUGA